AUGGGCAAGAAGAGAAAGUCGUCCGGCCGCAACGCCGAUUCCAAAGGUCCAAGAGACUUCGAUCCCAAAGAUGCCCGCCUCGGUCCCAUUAGCACAUACGAAGAUGUCGCCAAUUCUGAAGACGAACACUUUCUCAACCAAGACACUAUAAUGCUCGAUGAUGAGCCUGGCAGCAAGCGUCGCCUCAACGACGACGACAUGGAGCUGUCGGACGAAGAGAUUCUUGGCUAUGAAGACACGGAUUCAGAGGCCGAAUCAGACGAUGGCGCUCCUGUCUCGGGAAAGAAGGCUGCGUCAGCCUCGACGAAAAAGGCCGCCGGCGACGAGGACGACGAAGAGGAAGGCGAAGACGAAGAUGGUGGCUGGUGGGGUUCCUCCAAGAAAGAAUACUACGACGCCGACAAGAUCGAGACGGAAGCCGACGCUCAAGAAGAAGAGGCCGAAGCGAAGCGCAUUCAAAAGAAGAAGCUAGCCAAGAUGCAGGAGGAAGAUUUCGUUUUUGACGGUGAUGAGUGGCUUGCUGCUGACGGCGAUGCGGAAGACGGUGGCGACACUGUCACCGAAGUUCUCAAGGAGGUCGAAAUUACAGACGACAUGACACCGAAAGACCGGUACCAGCUGCUUGUCACAAGAUACCCUGAAUUUGAGUACCUAGUCACCGAAUUCCAGGCCCUGCAACCAACACUUGUGGAGCUUAAGGCAGCUGCCAAGUCGGCAGCCCCCCAGUCCCUCGAGUCCGUCAAAUACUGGGUUCUUGGAUGCUACAUCGCUGCUCUGGCGAGCUACUUUGCUAUCCUAGCAGCACCAGCGAGAGACACCGGAAAGGCCCAGAAGCCAGCCGACCCGUCUGAACUGCGCGACCACGAAGUCAUGGAGACACUCGUUCAGUGCCGCAGUGCCUGGGAAAAGGUCAAAAAUUUGCAGUCUCUGCAAGAGGCCGCGGAUGAUGAAGAUGAGAACAUGGACGACGCCUCCCCAGGCGAAGAAGUUGCUGUUGAGAAGCGCAGCAGGAAGAAGACAGCCAAGGACAAGGCCGACGCAGCAAAGAAGAAGGCCAAACUGGCGAAAGCAAAGGAGAUUGAAGCAUCUGUUGCUGAUCUGUACAACCUACCUCUAUCCAAUGGCACGCUGAAGAAGAGAUCAAGGACAGUUGCCGCGCCCGCGGAUGACGACAACUCCGACUUUGGCGAGGAAGACGCCCUCGACGCUCGAACCGCCGCCGACAAGGCUGCCCGCAAGAAGACUCUCAAGUUCUACACAUCCCAGAUUGCCCAAAAGGCGAACCGCAGAGCUGACGCUGGACGUGACGCUGGCGGCGACAUGGACAUUCCGCACCGUGAGCGCCUCCGCGACCGCCAGGCCCGCCUGCUUGCCGCCGCCGAGAAGCGUGGCAAGCGCGACUCCAAGCACGGCGCCGAUCUGGGCGACGACAGCGGCGACGAGGACGAUGCCGCCGCCGCCAAGGCCGUCCGCGGCGAGGAGGACGACUACUACGACAUGGUCGCGCACAAGGCCAAGGACAAGAAGGAGGACAAGGCGGCGCGCUACGCGGCCUACGCAGCCGCCAGCAAGGCCGACCGCGUGGUCGAGGUCGAGCAGGUGGGCGCCGACGGCAAGCGCAAGAUCAACUACCAGAUCGAGAAGAACAAGGGCCUGACGCCCAAGCGCAGCAAGGAUGUGCGCAACCCCAGGGUCAAGAAGAGGAAGCAGUACGAGGCCAAGCAGAAGAAGCUCAAGAGCAUGAAGCCGGUCUGGCAGGGCGGCGAGCCCAAGGGCGGCUACAAGGGAGAACAGUCGGGUAUCAAUGUGGGAGUUGUCAAGAGUACAAGAUUAUAA
Messenger RNA from Akanthomyces muscarius, 1836 nucleotides. RefSeq lists its product as uncharacterized. Gene Ontology annotation, cellular component: nucleolus; small-subunit processome. NCBI's taxonomy places the organism in Eukaryota, Fungi, Ascomycota, Sordariomycetes, Hypocreales, Cordycipitaceae. The record is from RefSeq and is a predicted model, not a curated record. Gene Ontology annotation, biological process: maturation of SSU-rRNA from tricistronic rRNA transcript (SSU-rRNA, 5.8S rRNA, LSU-rRNA). Bases 1 to 1836 code for a protein of 611 amino acids. The transcript has a single exon.